Molecule: messenger RNA, 1279 nt
Organism: Carassius auratus (goldfish)
Lineage: Eukaryota; Metazoa; Chordata; Actinopteri; Cypriniformes; Cyprinidae
Product: non-structural maintenance of chromosomes element 4 homolog A-like
Exons: 11
Coding region: 114-1178 (354 amino acids)
Biological process (GO): DNA repair
Cellular component (GO): Smc5-Smc6 complex; nucleus
Source: RefSeq, a predicted model, not a curated record
CGCAAGUAAAACACGCAUCCUUCUACUCCAGCGAAGGUUUCGGUUUCGCCGUUGAUGCAAAGGACUGACAUGAUCCCUGCAGUUUUUAAAAAAAUCAAGCUGAAACAUUGAAGAUGUCUGAUUCGAGGAGAAGGUCUAGAGGGAGUCAAGAGGAGUCAGCGGGAACGUCCAAUGGACUGGGUGGGCGGAACAGGUCAGAGAGAGCUUGUGAUAUGGGUGAUGAAGAUGAUACUGGUGCCGGACCCUCAGCUAUUAGUGAGGAAGAUGAUGAUCCAACACACAGGAGAGAGAUCAGGAGCAAGUACAGGGAUCUGAUCAAUCAUGUCCAGCAAAAUCGUGAGGACAUGCUGAACCCAGCUAACAAUAAACUCACUGAUGUUUUAGAAGAGGCCAACAAACUUUUUGCCAAUGUGAGUCGGGCUCGUGAAGCAGCGCUGGAUGCUCAACUCCUGGUAUUAGCCACUGAUAUAGGGAAGGAAAAGGCCAGCCAGCUACGUGCUGAAGGCUCUGCGUUUGACCCGUCUGCAUUUACAGAACAUUUGUUGUCCUUCAUGGGUCUGAAUCGUUUUGAGGAUGAAAGUGGUCAGGAUGGGAACUUAGAGGGAUAUUUACCACAAAGUGCCUGGCAGAGGCUUGCAAAGAGAUCUGAGUUUUGCUUCAAAACAGCCCCCUCAUUCCACUACAUCCUUGGCUCGUUUCUGGCAGAGCCUCCUCCUCUACGGCAGAGAGUUGAAAGACAAAGGAAAGCACCCAGUAAAGAGGCCAAACGAAUGAUGCCCACCCAGCUGAAGAAAAUGGAAGAAUCUAACCUGGAGGCGACAGAGAGAGAGGUCGAAAGAAUUCUUCAAUGUCUGCGAAAAUACUUUGCUCAUGACCCAAAGGAACCCAUUUCAUAUUACAAGUUCGUCAUUGACCCCAACUCCUUCUCCCGGACUGUGGAGAACAUCUUCCACAUGUCUUUCCUCAUAAGGGAUGGUUUGGUGAAAAUGAACUUGGAUAAGUAUGGUCUUCCUUGUAUAGCUCCAGUAAAGAAAGGUGAGGUAGAGCUUGGUAGAGCUGCUGUCCGACAUCAAUGUGUCAUCUCCAUCAACCAGGAAACCUGGAGGGAAAUCAUCGAUGCCUUUGAUAUUAAGGGAGCUUUUAUCCCUCCUUCAGAAGUUUUGUCGCAGGAAGGCUAAGUUGGAGGAUAGUUAGCGGCAGCCACCAAAAUAUUUCUGGUCAAUUGUGUGCCUAUAGAGGGUGUCUGCAUGCUUAAAUAUUUCUCUCUGUUCACAUGGGA